Messenger RNA from Lemur catta (Ring-tailed lemur), 2832 nucleotides. RefSeq lists its product as uncharacterized. Lineage: Eukaryota; Metazoa; Chordata; Mammalia; Primates; Lemuridae. The coding region runs from base 1186 to 2832 and encodes 548 amino acids. The transcript is spliced from 8 exons. The record is from RefSeq and is a predicted model, not a curated record.
UGGACGGCCCGUCCGAGGGCUGCGGGAGGGCGGCUGCGAUCCAACGGGUAGAGUCGGAACACUCACCUGGAACGUUUACACCAAGCGUGAGAACUGCUUGUUUUCCGGUUUAAACUGUGGAAGGACCAGGCCCCGCGAGCCUGGGCGUGUUGGGCGGCUCCUCGGCCCGAGCCGUGUGCGGUUUGCUGCGUGUUUGUCGUGUGUUUGUUGCUCUUGUUUCCAGGCCGCUCGCACCUGGGACUGAGUGUGGGGCAUGGGCCCCCCACAUUCCUCGUCCCACGAGGGCCCGGCGGAGCUGUGACGCUCCUCUGGCGACGGCUCCCGCGUGGGGACACAUCGGCCCUUGAGCCCUGCUCACAGCCCAGGCAGACGUGGUGUCGGGGACGCGGGACGUUUUCUCUCUGUAGCCGCUAAGUCGCCGUGUGCUGCUGCAGCAGACGCAGUGUCAGGGCCGCCGCGGAGGCCGCUCCCCGCCUUGGCUGCCCGCCCUGCUGGCACUGGGCGCAGCCGGACCGAGUCAGCUCCCGCCCUGUCCUGAGUGGUGGGUCGGGUGGCCGGGCGGGCGGGGCGCGGAGGGCGUGGCCCCCUCGGAGGCGUGGGCGGGGCUGGUGGUGGGACUGCGCCUCGAGGCCGCUGGUCUCUUGCAAGGGUCGGACGCCUCUUCCCCUCCCGCUGAAAACAGCCGAAAAGGCUGGAGAACACGCGUGUCAGAAUUCUUCCUGAACUUCUCGAAAGAUGACGGGGAGAAGUGGAGUGUGGAGAGGGGACCCCACGGCCCGGGCCCCCCUCGGAGAGGCCCUGUGGGGACGGGGCGGGCCAGGGUGCACGGCUGGGCACAGGGUGGCGGUGGGUGUCACGUUAGCUGUGUCAGCUAUGCCCAGUGACAGCCGUGCAGUCCCACGGCCCCAGCAGGCCCUUGUUUCGUGGUGGUUUUCGUAAAGCUCAAUGAAUUGAUUCCAAACAACUGAGGAGAGUCGAGACGUUCUCGCCAAAGCCGCGUGACGUGGAGAAAGCUGCUCAGACACACCCGGACGCGCGGAGGCCGUGCCGGUGGCUGGUGGGGACAGGUGGGCUCUGCGGCUCACGGUGCGGUAGUCAGACCCCGACUUCCUGCCACUUCCAGACGCUGAUGCUGGGUGGACACAGAACGGCAAGGCGGAGGCAAAGCCGCAGAGCCGUCGGGAAAUGACGCAGGAGGCAGGACUCCCGGUCCCGGGGCAGGGCAGGGCUUUCUCAGAUCGGCCGGAAGCGCUAGCUGUGGAGGACCGCCGCGUGGCCCGUGGAGUUCCGCGAGGUGCGUUUCCCACGUGGACACGACAUGCACGGCGCCGGCUUCCCCGUUCACCCUCGCCGCGCGGGCGCCGCUGCGUCUGCCGCAGGUCCCCUUCCUCCUCCCAGAGACCGAGCUCGGCGAGUGGCUCAUGCAGGUCUGGGCAGGAGCAGCCCUGUGGGGACGGUGCCCUCGUCACUCGCUCUGGAGCGCCAACCUGGCGGGGUGUGGACCCGUGUCCAGAGUCCAGGCCUGGGUUUCUUCUCGACAUCCCGCACCUGCCGGGAGCGUCAGUUGCGGGCUGGGGCCGCGGUCUGGGGACACUGCUGCCACGCUCUUCCUUCCGUUGGCGCUUUGGGAAAAUGCUGAGGUUUCUGGAUCUGUCUCUGUGUCCUGAAAUCCUAAAGGCCUCCUGUCACUCCUGCUGGCCGGGGACACGGCCCCAGCACCCGCUGCCUUUCCUGGGCUGCUGCUCGCACUGCGGUGGCAAUUCUGCCUGGAAGGUCUCGGGCCCCCGACGGUUCUGCCUGGAAGGUCUCGGGCCCCCGACGGUUCUGCCUGGAAGGUCUCGGGCCCCCGACGGUUCUGCCUGGAAGGUCUCGGGCCCCCGACGGUUCUGCCUGGAAGGUCUCGGGCCCCCGACGGUUCUGCCUGGAAGGUCUCGGGCCCCCGACGGUUCUGCCUGGAAGGUCUCGGGCCCGACGGUUCUGCCUGGAAGGUCUCGGGCCCCUGACGGUUCUGCCUGGAAGGUCUCGGGCCCGAUGGGGCCUCCUCUGCCGCUGGUGCCUCCCAAACACCUCCCGUUCGGGGACUCUGUCCGCUUGACAGACACACUUUCUUGUUUUCAGAUGCUGCUAUUUUGGUUUCUUCCAUCCUUGUCCUGGUUUUGUUUUUGUGGGGGAGACACACCCACUGUCCUCUGGAAACCAGAGAUCCAUUUUAAAAAACAUUUAAACGCCCAGCCGUCACCGGCACAGCCCUGGCGUGGCCUCCGCUGCCAGACCUCGGCGAGGCGGGUGGGCAAGGCUGGAGCGCCGGCAGUGACCGGAGAGAGCCCAGGCCCUCCUCGCCGGGCCAACCGGGGGCGCAGGGGAGGGGCACAGCCCCCCGUGCCCACCUGCCCACCUUCCGCGCAGGCAGCCCAGAGCCAGAGCCGGCUGCACCCGCCCCUGCGGCCCUCCCAGCCCCUCUGCGCUGGCCAGAGCGGUGCCCGAGCCCGACCGCGGGCGCCCUUCGCCCCCCACCCCCAGUGGCUCUCUGGCCCCUCGGUGCCUGCCGGGCCCAGCGCCAUCGUCGGGGCGUCGUGCAGCCGGGAGGGGGGGCCACAGAGGGGCAGGAAAGGACCCCUGGGACCCCCCGCAGCAGGCGUGGGCAGGCGGCCACCUGGCCUGGUACAGCUCCCUGUGGUGGCCGCCGUGCCCGGACUGGCCCGUCUGCUCUCUGGCUGCUGGAGGGGCCAGCGGGGCCUCGCCCAGGGUGCCCCUUCCCUCAAUGGGGUGGCAGAAGGUGAGCAGAGGUGGAGGGAGCCACGGUGGGUGGGCUCCGUGGAACAGGCCGCCUAA